This is a messenger RNA of Castor canadensis (American beaver), 1443 nucleotides long. It is a transcript of the gene Tfcp2l1, whose product is annotated as transcription factor CP2 like 1. Gene Ontology annotation, cellular component: nucleus. Gene Ontology annotation, molecular function: DNA-binding transcription activator activity, RNA polymerase II-specific; RNA polymerase II cis-regulatory region sequence-specific DNA binding. The record is from RefSeq and is a predicted model, not a curated record. Lineage: Eukaryota; Metazoa; Chordata; Mammalia; Rodentia; Castoridae. Gene Ontology annotation, biological process: regulation of transcription by RNA polymerase II.
AUGCUUUUCUGGCACACGCAGCCCGAGCACUACAACCAGCACAACUCCGGCAGCUACCUGCGGGAUGUGCUCGCCCUGCCCAUCUUCAAGCAGGAGGAGCCACAGCUGUCCCCCGAGAACGGAGCCCGCCUGCCGCCCCUGCAGUACGUGCUGUGUGCUGCCACGUCCCCAGCUGUGAAGCUGCAUGAAGAGACCCUGACCUACCUCAACCAAGGUCAGUCCUAUGAAAUCCGACUGCUGGAGAACAGGAAGCUGGGAGACUUUCAAGAUCUGAACACAAAAUACGUGAAGAGCAUCAUCCGUGUGGUUUUCCAUGACCGCCGGCUGCAGUACACAGAGCACCAGCAGCUAGAGGGCUGGCGGUGGAGCCGGCCUGGGGAUCGCAUCCUGGAUAUCGAUAUUCCACUGUCUGUUGGUAUCUUGGACCCCAGGGCCAGCCCAACCCAGCUGAAUGCAGUGGAGUUUUUGUGGGAUCCUGCGAAGAGAGCAUCUGCCUUCAUUCAGGUGCACUGUAUCAGCACAGAGUUCACCCCAAGGAAGCACGGGGGUGAGAAGGGGGUGCCUUUUCGGGUGCAGAUCGACACAUUUAAGCAGAAUGAGAAUGGCGAGUACACAGAACACUUGCACUCAGCCAGCUGCCAGAUCAAGGUGUUCAAGCCAAAGGGAGCCGACCGGAAGCAGAAAACCGAUAGGGAAAAGAUGGAGAAAAGAACCGCACAAGAGAAAGAAAGAUACCAGCCAGCCUAUGAAACCACUAUUCUCACGGAGUGCUCUCCAUGGCCUGACGUGGCCUACCAGGCGAACAGUGCCCCGUCCCCAAGCUACAAUGGCUCUCCCAACAGCUUCGGCCUUGGCGAAGGCAACAGCUCACCAACCCAUCAUCCGGUGGAGGCUCUGCCUAUGGGUAGUGACCACCUGCUCCCAUCAGCCUCCAUUCAGGAUGCACAGCAGUGGCUGCACCGUAACAGGUUCUCACAGUUCUGCCGGCUCUUCGCCAGCUUCUCAGGCGCGGACUUGCUGAAGAUGUCCAGAGAUGAUUUGGUCCAGGUCUGCGGCCCCGCAGAUGGGAUCCGACUCUUCAACGCCAUCAAAGGCAGGAAUGUGAGGCCGAAGAUGACCAUCUAUGUCUGUCAGGAGCUGGAGCAGAACCGAGUGCCCCUGCAGCAGAAGCGGGAUGGCAGUGGGGACAGCAGCUUGUGUGUAUACCAAGCCAUCUUCUUGGAAGAGCUGACCACCUUGGAACUAAUUGAGAAGAUUGCCAACCUGUACAGCAUCCCUCCCCAGCACAUCCACCGGGUCUACUGGCAGGGCCCUACAGGCAUCCACGUGGUGGUGAGCAAUGAGAUGGUGCAAAAUUUCCAAGAUGAAUCUUGUUUUAGCCUCAGCACAUUAAAAGCUGAGAGCAAUGACGGCUACCACAUCAUCCUGAAAUGUGGACUGUGA